AUGGAACUUAGAUUUCUGGUGAAUCAAGACAACUUUGAAAUAUUAGAUUUUAAGAAAUGGACAGACAUAGGAAAUAUGGAGGUAUUUCAGCCAGUGACGUUUUGUAAUAGACAUUAUAUAACUAACGAUAAAAAUGGCAUUUUAUUUAUGGCCACAUACCGUUUUAAAAACCCAGAGAACAUAAAAACUGAAGUUCUCACCCGCAAUAUCGACAUAAAAUCGGAGCAUUUACAAAUAAAUAGCUAUGAAGUCUCAAAUGAUAAAAAUUCAGAGUCUUAUGUAGAAUUUCUGAAAAGGUCCACAGCAGUCAACAAGAACUGUGAGCCGGCCAAACAUCAGGUAAAACACGAUCAAGGGAGCGAUCAAACAAGGUCUUUCCUAACAGGCCGUACAAACACAUUUGGAGGGGGAGGGGAGGUAUCAGUCUCUGGUAAAAUUCCGCUUCUUGUUAGAUUAGCUGGAAAAGUGAACCUGAAAUAUGACCAUAGUCGCCAAAAAUCUGAGACGACAACAAACGUGGAUAAGUUCACGCACUCUGUGAGUAUGGAGAUACAGGUUCCACCCAACCAUUCCUGUAGUAUUGACAUAACAAGCACCACAUUUACAGCUGAAGUCCCGUACAGCGCUGAACUCACCAGACAAUACAAGAACAAUGAGCAACGCACGACCACCAGCACUGGAAUCUACUAUCAUCAGGAAGUGACAGAACUCCAAACAAUCGUGAAUACCUGUACACCCGUGAAAGAUGGAAAGAAAUGUGGAAAUGAAUGA
Triplophysa dalaica is the source of this 771-nucleotide messenger RNA. Its product is annotated as natterin-3. NCBI's taxonomy places the organism in Eukaryota, Metazoa, Chordata, Actinopteri, Cypriniformes, Nemacheilidae. The transcript has a single exon. The coding region runs from base 1 to 771 and encodes 256 amino acids. The record is from RefSeq and is a predicted model, not a curated record. Gene Ontology annotation, cellular component: extracellular region.